GGAGACUGACUGACUGGCUUGAGACCGGACAGACAGACGAGUACCAACGAUAUCCGUUCUUCGUUCAAGAAAACAAUUCCCAACACAACCACCAAGCAAACCCGUAUAUACGGCAUCAGACUCUCAUACAUCUCCCCCCCUCACACUCCUCCCCUCCGCCACAAAUCGCACAAGAUGUCUUCCAUCCUCCGCAAACUCCAGGGUGGAAACCUCGAAGUCUUCAAGUUUGGAACCUACAUCCUCUUCCCCAUCGGCUGGAUGUACUACUUCGGCACGAACCUCGACGACCGCUUCACCGUCAAGGGCUUCUGGCCCACCGCCGAACAAUCUCACAAGAUCCCGCUCGAGAAGGAGGAGAUCGACCGCGAGCUGAACCGCAUGCGCAUGAACGACGCCAUCCGCCGGGAGCGGAGGCAGCGGGAGGCGGCGGAGGCGGAGCUGCGGCUGGCUCAGGCACAGACGGAAGCAUCUGCCAGCAGUGCGGAGUAGUUUCCCUCCUUUUGAGUGACUUGUUUGUUGGGCGGGAUGAAAGAAAAAAGGUUGCGUUGCGGUGCGGAUGGUUUAAAUGCCAGGCUUUGCCUUGACAUCCUGACCCGGAGGAAAAAAGAUUUAUGCCUUUAUUGAUUGUUUGCGUUGGAUUCCCCAGCGGGGAGAGGGUCGGUUUGGGUUAUCAGUGUCCGUGUCCGCUCCGAUAUGGUGAGGUUGGUGCCCUCGAUUAUGUACUAUCUCUGGCCGGGGUGCGCUUGUUUUUUCUCCAUUGUAUAACACUCUCCUCUGAGCAUGACCGGAGUUGUAUAUUGGGUUGGAGGGCUCUUUUUGCUUUUUGUUCUCGGGAGUUUUUUCUUUAGCUGCAGACCAAAAUUGUACUUCAAUGCUUAAUGGUAGUAUGUUCGUCUCG
Aspergillus aculeatus ATCC 16872 is the source of this 898-nucleotide messenger RNA. RefSeq lists its product as uncharacterized. The transcript has 2 exons. Gene Ontology annotation, cellular component: mitochondrion; mitochondrial inner membrane. Gene Ontology annotation, biological process: mitochondrial respiratory chain complex IV assembly. NCBI's taxonomy places the organism in Eukaryota, Fungi, Ascomycota, Eurotiomycetes, Eurotiales, Aspergillaceae. The record is from RefSeq and is a predicted model, not a curated record. Bases 175 to 489 code for a protein of 104 amino acids.